UGGAGUCAGCCCAUUCACCAUAAAGGCAACCCUCAGUCGUCCUUUUCAAAUCGAGUAGUAUAAAUGUAAAGAGCCAUCGGUAGAGAGAUUUCGGUGUAAUGGUUCCAGUCUACUUGGACGACUUUGCGCUGCAGCCCUUAUAUUGCGUACAAGCUUGCCCUUUUCCAUCGAUUCGGAUUCGACCUCACUGUCAAUACGAAAAUCAGGUGGACGGUCCCCUGCUAUCAUCGCUCGCUAGAGAUGGUUUUCCUUCAACGAAAGGAGAAUGGGGUGAGUUUUGGCUACGUGGUAACAAAGAGAGUGGAGUGACAAACGCCGCGCGAGUUACUCAAGCUAUCGAGGCUCUUGGUCCCACUUUUGUCAAGUUUGGACAGGCUCUAUCCGCUAGACCCGAUAUUGUCCCGAGAGAGUUAGCCGAUGCCUUGAUCGUACUGCAAGACAAUAUGCAAACUUUCGAUACGGAGACUGCUCGUGAAACAAUUCGAUCAGAGCUACAAAACAAAGCCAGUACGACAGCACUGGACGCCAUUCUUACUAGUUUAUCGGAGUAUCCUAUCGCAGCGGCAAGUAUUGGACAGGUGUACAAAGCUACUCUGCCCGGCUAUGGAGCUGUAGCGAUCAAGGUGCAAAGGCCCGGCAUCCAUAAAACUGUCGAGCAGGACGCAUUGCUGCUGAAAUCUGUAGCGGCAUGGCUGGAGUCGCUUCCUGCUGGUGUACCAGGAUCGAAUCGACCUUUGGUGGCUGCAAAGCUAGUCGAUGCUGUGGAUGAAUUUAUGACCCGAUUGUUUGAGGAGCUUGACUACGGAAAUGAAGCAACAACAUGGAAACGUUUGCAAAGCUCUAUUCUGUUCGAAAGGAGUCUUUGUACCGAGCAUGUUCUCGUCAUGGAGUGGAUUGAUGGCAGUAAACUUACGGAUACCGAAAACGGUCGAGGCAAGGCGGAGAAUCUGCGAUUGAUCGAGACAGGUAUAGAAUGCACAUUGUCGCAAUUGCUGGAUACAGGAAUAUUGCACGCUGAUCCACAUUCUGGUAAUCUUAUCAAAGUACGAACGGAAGAAGGCAUGCGGCUCGGAUAUCUCGACUUCGGCGUUUUGAGUACAGUGCCAGAGCAGGUUCGUGACGGCCUUGUUUGUGCCGUCGUUGAACUGGUGUUUGCACGUAAUGUUCAAGCGGUGGCGGAUCUUUUCGCGGAAAUGCAGCUUCUCGCGCCCUCAGUCAUGGCAAAUCCUCUCGAAAAAGCAGCUCUAGCAGCUGCUCUCAACCAAAUAUUAUCUGACGUGCUUCAGUUUCCAAGCGAUGAAGCGAUUGCGGAAGGCGUUUCUCCUGUACCACAACUUCGCUUCGAUGUUCUCUUGACGUCUCUUUUUUCUUUGGUGACUCGAUUUGAAUUUACGCUUCCCCCGUACUUUCUCAACAACGCUCGCGCUUUGGCAACGCUGGAAGACCUGGCACUCGUAUUUUUGACCUACAAAGAAUGAAAAAACUUUUACAGGAUUCCGCGUUUCUUACUGGCUACUCUAGACGCAAGGUUCUCGUUGAUGUCUUGUCUUGUCGAGGUGGGCAGCGUGUCUUCGGUAAAGUACUAUUGCAAAUUCUGUCCAACCCUUCAAUUUUGCUUAGCGAACGUGCCGUUGACAACGGCUUU
This is a messenger RNA of Phaeodactylum tricornutum CCAP 1055/1, 1645 nucleotides long. RefSeq lists its product with no specific name. The coding region runs from base 99 to 1478 and encodes 459 amino acids. The record is from RefSeq and is a predicted model, not a curated record. Lineage: Eukaryota; Bacillariophyta; Bacillariophyceae; Surirellales; Neidiaceae. Gene Ontology annotation, biological process: protein phosphorylation. Gene Ontology annotation, molecular function: protein kinase activity; ATP binding. The transcript has 4 exons.